Messenger RNA from Trichoderma atroviride IMI 206040, 606 nucleotides. RefSeq lists its product as uncharacterized. NCBI's taxonomy places the organism in Eukaryota, Fungi, Ascomycota, Sordariomycetes, Hypocreales, Hypocreaceae. The record is from RefSeq and is a predicted model, not a curated record.
AUGCCCGUCCCCGUCCAAGACAUCAUCAAAACCCACCACUUCGACCCCAACGACGCCGAGCGCAUCGCCUUCCGCCGCGUCAAGAACAAGCUUGAAAUCGCCGACCCCAACCCGCUCUGGCCGCAGUCCUACGAGCUGCUCAAGGACCGCAUCGUCUCCGCCCUCGGCCCGACCAUUGUCGAAAUCUCCCACAUCGGAUCCACCAGCGUGCCCGGCCUGCCCGCAAAGGACCUCAUCGAUAUUGACCUCACUGUCAAGGACGUGCUCGACGAGGAUUCCUACGUGCCGCAGCUGCAGGCCGCGGGCUUUGAUUUCCUGUUCCGCGAGCCAAAGUGGCACCAGCACCGCUUUCUGGUUGCGUAUGAGCCCGUGGCUAAUUUGCAUGUUUAUGGGCCGGAUUGCCCUGAGGCGGUGCGGCACAAGAUUUUUAGGGACUGGUUGAGGAAGACGCCUGAGGAUAGGGAGUUGUAUGCAAAGGUCAAGAGGGAGGCGGCGGAGGCGGCGCGGAGGGAGGGUGAGGAUGUGAAUGGGUAUGGGAAGCGCAAGGACGGGGUUGUGGCGGAGAUUUUGCAGAGGGCGUUUCGGGAUUUGGGGUAUAUCGAGUAG